Molecule: messenger RNA, 14001 nt
Organism: Danaus chrysippus (African queen)
Lineage: Eukaryota; Metazoa; Arthropoda; Insecta; Lepidoptera; Nymphalidae
Source: the annotation of a GenBank genome assembly
UUGUGUAGGAAUUUCACCGGAUAUCUGGAUCCGGUGGCGGAGAGAUGGAACACCUCCUCGAUAGAUUUCGCGGAGAUCACUAUGGAUCGAAACUUCGCCCUUCUACUUGUGUCCCUGAUAUCGGCUAUACUAUGGGUAGUUUACAUCGCUUACUACAACAACCGAGUACUCGGCUACAUACUAACAAGGUUGAUCAACAAAUUUUACUUCCAAGAUGAGAACUUUAAAAUAGGUUCGUUCACAUUGAAUGCACUUUCCGGAAAAAUAAUGUUUCGUGACAUAGUUUAUAUAAAUUACGACUAUGCCUUACGAAUACAAGACGGCUACUUAAUAUUCAGAUGGUGGAGGUCAUAUGUACCCAAAGACGUUGCUGAAGACUUAUCACACUCUGAUACUCGACUAUCUAUAAUGUUGAAUGGAUUCGAAUUACAUUUUUACAAUCGUUGUGAUCUGUACGCCGACCUUGAGAAGAUAUUUGGUCUCGAUCCUGUCAUCAAGCAGCAGCACGAUGACGAUGAUUCCACCGACAGAGAUAAGGCUAUGAACGAUGCGAACGAGAAACGAAGAAGGGCCCAAGACACCGUCCGCUCUGAGGCAGCGAUGGCCAGGACUUGGAGAGAUCUCAUACCAGUCAUUAAAAUAGACAUAUGCAGCGGACGAGUUGUGUUUGGAAACCGACUUGUUCCGACCACGUUGUCCAUCAGUGUUGAGGAAUCACAUUUAAUGUACAGCACCAAGCCGCCGGCGUCCAGUCUGGACCAUCUUAUGCAUUUUGUCAAAGCGAAAGCGGAAAACUGUAAAGUUAUGCUGGCUCCUAGUCCAAAUUAUACGUCGAUGGUCGAUGAACCCCCGAGAUAUAUGGGAGAGGGCUUCGUCGUUAUGAGCUCUAACUACAUCGAGGUUUACUUCUACAUGGAUGAGCCCGGCUUGGUCCCUGAGCAGCCGGUCUUACUUCAACUAGCGAAUGGUGAUAUUGUUGAAUCCGCUCCCCCUAUUUGGGGAGUCGAUAUAAAAUGUGGGAAAGGUACAGAUUUCAGUUACGGCCCUUGGGCAGACCGUCAGAGAGACCAUUUAUUCAAAUUCUUUUUUCCACCAAAUUACAAAAGCUUGGAAGUCACGCCACAGCCGAAACCGGGCGAUAGAAGGCAGAUGCAGUCAUUUGAUAUUCGAUUAUCAACUUUGAAUGAAGCGACUAUUGAUAUACUAUUUACCAAAAAUAAGGAAACUAAUGCUGUUCAUAUAAAUAUUGGUGCUGGUUCAUAUCUAGAAGUGACAUUGCCAUGGAUCGUUCUACAGGACGGUUAUACUACUAAAAUAACAGGUCAAUUGCUUCAUUUAGAAGCAACAACGAGUCUGCAAUACAGAAGUUUUGCUGAAAGUGAAACUUUAGAAUACACAGUCAAAUGCCAUUACCCAUUAGUGUGGAACCACCAUCAAUGCUGGCAAUUAUCUUUGACGGGAUGUAAAGCCACAGCACAUUUUGUGUAUACACACAUAGACUUUUUCCAAGACCUCACUAACGAUUGGGCUAGUAAGGCACGUCCAGAUAUUCUGCAUUUCGUUCCAUACACGUGGAAAAUUUCAUUGCUAUUAAAGGAAUGCGAGGUCGUCACGGUCAGUAAUCAAUACAAUUGGAUAGAUUGCAGUUCAACAAAUCAAGAAAAUAACCAUGUCGCAUUUUGUGGUGACUUACUCGAUGUUUCUUUCGAUUUACCGUUUGUGGAUUUCUUGCCGGAUGUCAUACCUUUGAAAAUUUGGGUUCAAGGUGAAGCGGUUGAUAUGAGUCUGUAUUUACCAGAAGUAAACACUUCUAGGUUACUUCUUUUGUCUAUUGAUAAAAAUAUGAAACUAGUCCCGUGCCGGUUGAAGGCGUCGAAAUGGCGCAGGAAGUGCGUGAAAACUCAAGGUUGGGUUGAUUGCUGGUCUGUGCCCAUAGUGGCGUUAAGUGUUAGAUACAAUUAUCAUCCCAUCCCGCCCUUGGGCCCUGAGCCGCAGGCCGAUAUUACCACUCCAGAGAAAGAAGAAAUUUUAUUAUCUCCUAUGAGAAUACCAAGAAUGAGAAAACAGCCUCAAAUAAAUUGGCCUAUCGAUGGAAGUAACUUUGAUCGAACUAGUCUGGCGCCCGAUAAAGUAAGCGUGGAACUCGAAGUAGGGCCGUCAAUAUUGCUCGCUUACGGAACCAUCAUAACGAGUUUUAUGAAUUUACUUGAAAAUAUAUUUGGAGAAGACCAAUUAUUUACCGAUAUGCAAAGAGCGCCAAAUAUGGAAACGUACUAUUGGUCCAGUGAAAAUCAAACCAAAGUGAACGAUAGAAGUAGCGUCAAUCAACACACAGAAAUAUCAAUAGACGAUUCCACCGAUUCCAGUAAGGGCCCCUUUGACCCUAGAAAAUGCCGACCUCUAGACGUUUCAGUGUCGAUUAUAAUUCACGACAUCCAGGCUCAUCUGGUAAAGAACUGUAGUGAAAACGAACCUCCUUGCCCCGUAGUACUGAUUGAAAGGUUCGGUUUUGAAAUGGACAAGAGAUUCCGUGAAACUAAACUUCAACUCUUACUAAGUCCUUCGAUAUUAGUUUCUUCAAAUAGUGCACCGCGAGCAAAUUCUAAUGGGAGUAACGGUUCAAGUGCCCUUCAACAGGGUCAUUUGAUGCUGUCUUCCUUCCAACUCCGAGGGAAUGGAUUUUUCAGUGACACUAAUAGGAAUGUCGAAGAGGAGACGAUAGAGUACGCUUGGAUGAUGGAGCUCCAGCUCGGUCAGUUGACGGGACGGCUGACUUUGCCGCAGCUGUAUCAAAUAAUAUCAUCUCUCGAAACUUUCCUCCUCCUGAUAUGUGACAAUGAAAACGAGUUGACACCUCCUAAUACUGCUAAGCAAUGUCAUCAUGGCUUAAACAACGUUUUAUGUCCGGAAACUGAUCUUACACUUAAAUAUCGUUGUCCCUCCCCGAAUGAGAUCAAAUACCGUAUGAUACGAGUCGCAAUUGACUUAAUUGAUUUAUACAUAGCUGACACCAACACCACCUUGCAAUCUUGGAUAUCACCAAUAAGAUUGUCGUUCUGCAAUUUACAUGGAUCUGGGUUUGGAACUGGUAUAACCGGCUUGCUGCCAAAUAUAAAAUUAGCUCUGUUCACUCAAUCAAAUAUACAAUCCGGUGGAUCGAAUGGAAAUCAAAAUAAAGUACCAGAUUCUGAAAAUUGGGUUGGAGUAGGAUCAAUGUCUUUAGGACCUUUACUAAUAGAAGCGGCAUCAUCGUUGCCACAAACUCCUAAAAAUCUACACCUGGUACAACAGAAGUUUCUGAAGCUACACGAUGAAAAAUUUAAGAGAUUGUGGUUUUUAUGGCCAAGUGAAGGCAAAGGAACUCAGUGUGGUUGUACUGGCGGCUGUGCAUUUUUCGGUUCCAACAGAAACGGCCCGAAUUUUCUCAAACCAAGUCCGGCCGAUUUGCAUGAAGGCAUCAAUAUAGCUGUAUUCAAUGUAAUAGAAACAACACCAGGGGAAUAUGGAUAUGGACAAAGUUUCCUUCAUCAGGGUCAACUAGUAUUUCAUACUCCCCCUUACAAUAGUCUGAAUGUUUGUCUGCAGCCAACAAAUGUAUCAACUUUAAUACCGUCCCCGCUGCCGCAGAAUUACAGUAAGUCACCCCAGAGUGCUGACCGAAAAAGUCUCACAAGAAGAUUCUCUUACACUAGUAUGAAUAAAGGAAGUAAUAAUAUCUUGGUAUCGAGCACUAAAAGUGAUGUCCCCUACGCCCGUUUGGUCGAUUCCUCUGUACCUCUUGGUAGUUCAAAAAUUGACAGUGAUUCAAAACUUAAUAAAACUGUGUUAAAUGUUCCUCAAAUGGAAAGCAGUGUUUCGGAUUCAAAACUAGCUCUGAGCUGUGGCAUUAAAGACGCAACAAAUGUAACUAAAAAACCUUUACCAACUUCUGAAAACGAAUCUUAUGUGGUGCCAAAAAUACCACCGCGUAGUGUAGCCGUCUCUGAGUCACAUUACUCUCUAAACUCUCAGCCUCCACAUGAAGAUGUUCUUAAUCAGGAGGUACAGCGAACAAUGUCAAUAACAAGUGAAAAUCACUCGGAAGCAUUUUUCUCGGCCGAUGAAGAUAUGUUUCCUAGUCGCUCGUCGAGUUUGAAACAUUCCUUUGGAAGUCGACACAGUAAAUCGAAAGAGAAGAGCUCCUACGGGAUUAGUGAAGUCAAUAAUGAAAAAUGGCUGAAUGUUACGGCCAGAUCAGAGACGGGCGACGCUCAUGAUACUAUAAGUAAUUUGAGUUCAGGAGUUCAACCGGACUCGGAAAGCGUGUCUAUGUCGUCCGCUUCUUUCAUCUCAGCCAUUUCUUCUCAAGAGGAUAUGACACUUAUCAAUCUUCACAUGCAAACGAAUAAACCUAUCAUAGACUCUCCGUUGCUCAUGUCGAGUUACAUGAACAGUUUACCGCAGUAUAGAUGCGGCAAUUGGUCCACUUGUUCUUUACCCAGUGGCAGUGACGUCUAUACGUUACCUCUUUUUAAAAGGGCUGAGGACGGCUCUUUAGUGUAUGUGGGUCAAAAGUAUUUACCACAUUUCGAAGCUGUCGGAAAAGUCAUGACUUUAAAGUUAAUAUCCAAGAAAGAUGGCCAUAUGAGCCAAAAUCAACAUGGACCGUAUUCAAAUUUGACACCACAUUUUAAUUCACAAGUGAAAGCUCAUCCGUAUCCCCAAGGCUGGUGGGAUUUACAACAAAAUGUACAAGACAAUCAAGAAAAUACAACAGAAAAAAGUUCCUCGUCUACCGUAACAACGACUAGUGACAAUAAGAGCGGGCUAUUCGUUAAACUACGUGGAGAAAUCGACGUUAUGUUGACGCCGCUUGUUUUAGAGAGCACUCAAAGGUUCGUCGAGUCUCUGACACCAGUAUUAGCAAAUAUCCAUCCCAUCACUGUCAUUAAUCACUUAAGACUACUCUGCAUAUCUUCGGUACAAUCUUCCAAUAUACUUAAACAAAAGCAAUAUGUUCUGAAUUGGUUGCCACAAAUGCAAGCACGCAACGAAUCGAGCAUCGUCAUAGAAAAGGACGAAAAAUGUAAACUCGCAACAAUACCGAACACUAACGUGUACGAGGAGACCAUUUGUGACCAGCUUCAAGCAACUGUGACUGUACCGAAGGUGAACAUUAUCUUUAUACAAUCGUCUGUCGUAGAAGACAUGAUUUCCUUUUCGGCCCUCGAUAAUAUUCAAGAUUUAACCUGCGUGUCAUUGUUUGGAGUUUCCAUAGAAAAUAUUGUAGGGAAAUAUGUAAGAUCGAAGAAGACCUUGGAGUCGGUGCAGUUAUACUACAGACCAACACUCAGGGCCCUAGGCAGCAAAAAGUCAUUUGGUAUCAUGAAGGGACCUCGAGCACUGAUAUCGACGCAGUCUUCAGGUCGUAAAAGAGGACAAGAGAAGGGAGAACCCGUGUACAUAGAGACGUCCCAGCAACAGUGCGAGGAUACUUACGUUACACUUAACAUAGGAAAGGUACAUGGACAAUUGAGACGAAUCCGUAACGAAUCUUCACAACUGAAAGACGCAACUAUAACCGGUAUACCUUGCCAACACUCGAAAGUCUCAUUCAAAUUCAUCACAGCGGAAUCGUGCUCCAAAGGAUGCGAUAUGGACUGCCAGAACGGAGGAACGGAGAUUCCAAAGGAAAAUUCAAUCGGUUACAUAAUGUUCGAGUGUGGGAUAGAGGGAGUAUCGGUAAAAGUGUCCCAACAUUCACAGUCACAUAAACCAAAUGAAGAGAAGGAAAAGAAACCGGCCCGCACCGACAAUGAGAGCUGCCGGGAGUCCGUGAAGUCCGCGGAGGAGCUGAAACCGGACAAGGAGAAGACGAAACGGACAUCCGGGAUAGAGGAUUUGUUCAGGAAGAGGGAAUCGAAUUCCAAGCCCAGCACGCCUAACCUGGGGAGCGCCCAGCCGCCGCCGGUGCCUCCCGCGGCUCCCCUGCCACCAGAGCCUUCUACUCCAGGACCUGACGAGCCGUCUGAUGGUAGUACGGCCACGGUGGUCCCCGCCAAGGACCACGGGAACACGUCUUCCUGCUCCGUCGACUUGAAGGUCGUCUGGUUCAACUUCGCGGCUCCACCUAGGACUCCAAUCACCAAAAAGAUCGACUAUACGAGACUGGACUGGAACCUGCUGAGCACGGCGUCCCCCGCCAUCAACGCGUGGAUGAACCCUUGUAAUCGUCUCGGUAUCCGCGUGGUGUCGCUGUACCGAGCGCGCGCCCGCCGCCUCGCAGCCACCGCCGCCAGCCUCAUGGCCUCCGCCCUCGACCGCGCGCCUGCACACACGCUACCCAAAUCUCGCUACGGGCGCCACACGCCGAUGGCCCGUCAGCUGCGCGAGGAGCCGUCCCUGCAGCUGUGCGGCGUGCUGCUGACGUACGCGCUGUCAGCGGACGCGGCCGCCGUGCAGGCCGAUCUCGCGGACAGACAUCUACCAUCACUGUCCACGCUCAGACAGGGAGUCAUAGUCCUGACCCGACAGUGGAAGAACAUCCUGUACACACCGCUGUUGUUGGAACACAACUAUAAGAGCAAGGUCAUGAAGCCGCUCAACGUUACCUUCGCUCUGCCGGACUUGCUGGAGGACUCUGUAGAAGGAUGGCAGGAGUACCAAUUCGACAACGAAGCUCUGGACGAAAACUGUCUCCUACUAAAUAUGGAUGUAGAUAAAGUCGAAAAUCCCGUGCACGCGUCGGUCGGUGCUGCUAGCACGCGUCCCCGCUCGUACCCCUCCACGCCUCCCUCGGUGCGCGCUCAGAACAGUCGAGCGAGUCUGGUGUUCCCUACGCUGCCCUUCUCCACGAGGAAGACGCCCUUCCAGGACGACGCAAUCGCUAAUUAUGGCACUCUGAAGGAGGAGCUUCCUACAGUGGGGUCAUCGCCCUCUCUGUAUUCACACGGCAGUACGGAGCGCCUGGCCAGGGAGCGCGCGAGGGAGGACCUCUAUCAGUGGAUGGCCAAGCAGGAGCCUAUCAAAAUGGAGUCAAAGACCAAGAAGCCGAUGCUGCCCCCGUCCAAGCUGCCCCGCCCGCUGGCCAUGCCUGCCUGCAGCUUGUACCCGCUGCAAGGCUCGCUGAUGCUGCUGGACGCGCACCUCGUGUUCCAGCCCUUCCUUUCCGCGCUCGGGGUGUCUCCGCAUCAAGUGGCCCACGGUGAAUCCAAAGUGAAGGGUGUGGGCGCCGAGGCCGGCUCCGGCCUGGAAUCACUGGGGUCCAAGUUGUCUCUGCUGGCGCUGGUAGACGUGUUCCGUAUAGACAUAGUGGUCGGCGAGCUGGCCCGCGAGAGGCGCCACCAGACUAACAAAGGGAAAGGUACCCAGACUGACAUUCCAUCGGAGUCCCCCGCCUUCCUCUGCGAGAAGAUCUCCUUGGACGUGGAUCUGAAGAAGGUAGCCGACAUGGCGGUGGACGACCUCAUCCAGCGACAGAACGUGCUGUACAUAUCACGGGGACAGCUCAAGAAACACAUCAGCACCAUGCUCAACUUUAAUAUCAGCAUACGGUUCAUAUCGCAGCAGGUGAACAUGCCCCUCCUCCGACUGCUGCAUCAGAUCAGCAACAUGUACCAGAAUGUGAAAGAUACACAGAGCGAACUACGCACGCAGACUGACUCCUCGCGGAGACGGAAACGAACGUCCGUGUCAGACUUUCGUGAAAACGUCGUGAGCAUGUCGUCCCUCGACAAAGAGAGCCAGUACGCGGUGUUGGAGCCCAAGUGGGAGUUACCCCCCGGGCCCGACGUCCUGACGGCCAUGUCUGACAAAGGAACCGCCACACCCACCAGGCCCAGGCCUCAGUCCUUCGCACAGAAGCUCAGGUCUACUGGGAAAAGUGUGAAAGGACGCUUAGGCUACAGCUCCCUAAACGAAGGCGCCCAUACACCCAUGUUCAGUACGGAGGCGCCCACGACGGGAGGCCUGGCAGGCGGGUCGGUGGGCGGGUCAGUGGGCGGGCCCGUGCCGGCUCCGCCCACACCCGCGCCGCUCGGCCAGCUGGCUCCCCGCUGCUGGCGGACCGUGUACCUGCUGCUGGACCUGUACGCCAACAUGCCUGACGCGGACACCAUCACACACAGGUUCUCGGUGUCCACGGAGCUGCCCGAGGCGGUCCGCGGCCGUGCUCGCCCCAGCUCGCGGGAACAGAACGCGAGCAACUCGUCCUCCAGCGCCACACACCUGGGGAUCGUCGUCAUGGGAGACGCCAAAAUCCACCGCACUCGCCUGCUGGCCUCCCUGUCGGGCUUGAAGCUGGAGGCGGAGAUCACGUCCCUGAAGGCCGAGCUGUCCGCGUCCAGGUCGAGGCAGUGGUCGCUCAACGGGAACCUGGGCCGGACCGCCAUCGUGCUGCUGGAGGGACCCCCGCCCAACCAUCAGACGGUGGUGCGCGUGGGCGUGGGCAAGUCCCAAGCCCUGUACGGCUGGGAGGGCGGCAGGCUGGGCGCCACGGCCAUGGCGUCUAUCGGCAGCGUCAGGAUCGACCUGCCACAGCACCCCGUCGCCCUGCACGGCGUCAUGACGCGCUCCAGCAAACAACUCUCCUCCACGCUACAGGAGUUGGGUGUGACCCGCACCUCGUCCCGCAUGUCUCGAGGCCCGACGGGCGGGGCGGGGGAGGACGAGGACGAGGGUAGCCCUCCCCCCGCCCCGCGCCCGCCGCCCGCACAGACACCACGACCUGACCCGCUGCUGCAACCGCUGCAGCUGCAGUUCUCUAUCUUGCUACAGAGCCUGAGUAUAACCGCCGCGUUGCUGCCGUCGCUCCAAGCGCAGUAUAAGAUGGAGCGCGUGCAUGGCGCGGGCGUGACGGCGGCGCGCGCCCACUUCACGGUGGACCUGCCGCACCACUCGCUGAGCUUCGUGACGAGGCUGCAGGUGUCGGAGGCCAACAUCCCCGCCGCCGCCUCCGUGGCGCUGCCUGCCGUGUCCUGCCGCGCGAGGGUCCUCGACUGUAGCGAACCGGAUGCGAGAGCUCAUGACUCCGCGGAUAAUGCACAAGCCCCAGAAGGCGUGGUGCUGCGCGCCGGUCGCUACCUGUCGGCCACGGCGGACAUCGGCCUGUUCGAGCACACGCUGUCCACAGACCUCCUCAACCACCUGGUGUUCGUUCAGAAGGUGUUCAUGAAGGAAGUAAACGAGGUCGUACAGAAAGUGUACGGAGGUGAGAAACCGGUGCCGCUGUGGAACGAAGAGGAGGCGUCUUCAUCGGCGUUCAGUAGGAUUCUGUUUUCGCUAUUGAUUCGAAUAAAGCGCAUCCAGUUGACGGCGACUACUCCCAGCAACUCAGCCGUGCGCCUGGAGACGGGAGCCGUGGAGUUCGAGGUGUCCAACAGAGUACAGAACGUGACGCAGUCCGCCGAGACGCAGGGACUGAGGCUGUUCGCGAGGGCACAGGUGGACGUGAACCUGAGUCUUGGCCAGCUGAUCCGGAACGCUCUGUUCGAGGAGGCUGAGCCGGAGUUCCAGCAGUACGCGUUCUUUAACACCAGAAUAAUGAUGCGCAACGCGUUCCAAGACGAGAUAGUGUGCGAGGAGGACAAGGAGGUGGUGCUGAUCACGCUGAAGCGGCCGCUGGUGUACAUCCAGCCCGUGGCCGUGGACCGCGCCAUCCUCGUGUGGCUCAACUACAAGAACGCCUACGAGUACUGGAACGAGAAGCGCAUGACGCUCAACAAGGAGGUGCUGGCCGCCACGCAGCAGGUCUUCGAGAAGGUACAACUGUCGUCCAACAUAGCGACCCCUCACUUGAGCACGCUGUUCCUCCAGCUGAACGUAGACGACAUCGGCAUCUGUCUGCCUCUGAACCAGCCGCCGCUUUCGUCGUGGGGUCGCAACAUCCACGAGUCGGAGUCCCGCGGCGCGGUGGUGGUGACCCUGGAGAGCACCAGUAUCUCUGCUUGCAGCUCGGGCUCGCUGGUCAGCAAGGGCCGGUUCGUGGGUCUCUGCCUGCGGUUCGCGGACGACUUCGAGGCGUCGCUGGACGACUGGAAGCCCGACCCCGGCGAGGCCUGCAUCAACGUGUGCUGCGUGUCCGAGGGCACCUACGAGGUCUGCAGCCGGACCACCGCCGCCAAACAUAACGAGAAUGCCAAGUGGUUCCUGAACGUGUCAUGGCAGAUGGAAGGCGUCGACAUCCAUCUCGACGUCAACGUCGGCAAACAACUGUCGGCGCUCGGACACACGCUCACCAUGCUGACUGGUUUUGAAGAGGAAGAGGAUCCAUUAAAGACGGAGUACUCAAGCGAGGGCGAGGAUGAAGCGGAUGACACGAAGGGGUCGCAGGAGAGCGUGGUGCUGCGGAGGAAGUGUCCCGAACACCUGCCGGCCUUCGUGUUCGACCGGCGGCUGGACGCGCGCGCGAGGUGCAAGCUGGUGGAGCAGGAGCUAAGCGAGCAGGCGAGGAUCGUGGACGACCUGCGGGCGCUGGGCGCCUCGCACGCGACGCUGCAGAUGGAGCUGCGGCGGCUCAGGGACCUCGAGGCGCUCGUGUUCAAGGACUUCCGCAGAGAUAUGAUUCAAAAGCUGCGUCGUCAGAGCGUCCGCGCCAGUUCCAUCACCAAAGGGAAGCUGGGCCUUGGUUCCAAUCGCGCGCAGUCCUUCGUGACCCCCGCACACAAUGACUACUCACAAACGCCUUUCGAUCAAGCUCCCUCUCCGCUGGGGUCGCUGGGUAUGUCGGGGUCGUUGGGGUCGGUGUCCGCGUCCAACGAGCUGGGUGACGCGGCGGACGCACUGCUGCUGCCCGACGAGAGGCUGGCCGACAUCAUCGAGGGGACCUCGUGGAGCUCCAUGGACAGCGACCCGCUGCCUGCUGUAGGUAGCGGUCCCUCUCGUUCCUCAUCCCUGCGCGGUCCUCGGUCCGGUGAGUCUCGUGAGGCCCGCGAGCCCCGCGGCCGGGUCACCUUCAGUUCCUCGGAGGCCCCCGGGCCCCCGCCCGCCGUACAGAGACAGAGCUCAUUGCCCGCGCCCUGGCCGCCUCACCUACAUGAACCUGAUCAAGAAAACGAUGCCCCAGACACGGGAUCACCAACGGAGACUUCGGGCCCGAGUCAGCAGGAGAACAAACACAAGGCGAAGACAUCCGAACCCAACAUUGACUUCGAGCUGGACGUGAAGGUCCACAUCAACAGCGGCAAGUGUGUGCUGCACACCAAGGAGCCGGCCAGGGACGACGACAUCAAGAUUGGCGGAUCUCGUUCCCGUGUGGGCCGCUCGGCGUCGGGCGGUGUGAGCGGCGGCCGGCCUCCUCCACCGGACCUCACCGUAUUCCAGGUGCCAGGUCUAGUGCUCAAGGUGCACUACGAGUCUAAAACCCUCCCGGAGGAGUCGAUCUCCCCCCACUCUCUGCCCAGUUUGUCGAGCCGCAAGGUGGGCACCAAGAAGGCGGCCCUGUUUGCGUGGAUCACGCUGCAGAGCAUCCCCGAGGAGACCAUCAUCAGUCCCCACAUCCUCGACUUCCUGGAGCAGACCCUGGAACCCAUACCCACCAAGGUUCCCACCGCUGAGCCUGAGUGUGCUGGUCGUCGUAGCGCGGUGGAGGUGGGCGAGUCGUCGGGCGCGGCGGGCGGUGCGGGCGGGGAGGGGGAGGGCGCGUCGUACGGCCAGUACGUGUACGCGUCGUUCCCGGUGGACGUGAUCGUCCACUUCAGCACGCGGCCGUCCGCCUUCCGCUUCAGCUGCCUGCCGGCCUCGCGCGUCGAGUGUCUGUUACAGCUGCCCAGCCUGCAGAUCGUGUUCAGUUCUAAACGAGCCUCGGAUGAAGAGAUGGAGGAGCCGGCCAUCGCCAUGGGCGGUCUGAGCGUGACGGGCUGCCUGGCCGACUUCUCGGUGUACAUGUUCCACCCGUACGGCGGCAAGAAGUCCAGCCUCAAGGAGGCGCAGUGGUCGCCGCUGGCCGACACCGAGCGGAAGGACUCGCUCUCCAUCAACGUGGAGUUCGUCAAGUUCCACCUGUCCAGGUUCAGGAAGCUCGACUUCCACUCGGACAAGGAUCACUCCAAGGCUACUGUUAGGUUUUCAACAAUUGUGGAUGUGGGCUCCGCGUCCUUCAAGUACGACAUGCGUCGGUUAAGUGAGAUCCUGGCCUUCCCCCGCGCCUGGUACCGCCGCAGCAUCGUGCGCAGACUGUUCCUAGGAGACGUCAGUGUACACACUAACGUUAACGUACACACACACAACACUACGAACAACGUGCCCGUGUCGCCCGUCCUGCCGCAGAGAGAGAAGACUAAGAUAACUGAACCUCAGAAACCUAAAGAGAACAAGGGCGUCGCGGCGUGGGAGACGCUGGUGUUGUUCGCGGUGAACUUCGAGCGGCUGAACGUGCACAUGAACAUGGGCAACGUCAUGGGGAACGUCAGCUGGCAGGCGCGCUCGUUCGCGGCCCGCGGGAGACUCAGCAUCGGUAGCGCGCGGCGCCGAUCCGUGGCGGGCCGGGUCGCUCUGGGAGGGGCCGCCUUGGAGGCACGCGGGGGUAUUGUGGGCGGGUCGAUCGCGCUAGCGGCGGCACGGGCGCAUGCUCUCCUGCAACAGGAGCCGCCCGCCCACCGCGCUGCCGCCAGCCUGGCCGCGCUGGAACUACGCCUCGAGUACAUGGGAGCGCCUGCUCUGCUCGCCCGCCUGUCCCGCCUGUCCGCGGCGCUGGCGGACCGCUGGCGCGCCGCCGACCACCGGCCGGCGCGGCCCGCGACGGUGCUGGCUCACGGCACGCUGGCCUGGCACCAGCUGCAGGUGGCCAUGUCCCGCAGCACCACGCCCGACCUGCUCAAGAUGCAGCUCAAGCUGGAGGAGUUCUUCACGCAGCAGUUCAAGUCCGGGAAGCGGGUGUUCUCAUCCUUGCACGCGCCGUCUGCCGGAUACACCACCAGGAGAGAGAAAAGGGAACUAUCUUCAGGUGGCACGAGCUCCUCCUCGGGCGGGGAGACAUCGGCCGAGCUCCGGCACCACCGACACUGGCAGCGCGCGUUAGCACUCGUCGCGCUCCGACCACAUACACAAGGCAUGGUGUUGGGCGGCACGCUAGAACUACAAGGGUCCAACAUCUCGCUCGCCUGCUUCCACGGGAACAGCCUCAAGGCCAAGUCGUGGGCGCUGUUCAGUCUUAAAGAUCCCUGCAUCAGUUUCGCGACCGAGGCGCAACAGAUACUGAAUGAAAACGGUGAGCUGGAUGUACACGCGGUGCAGUCCCUGACGACGUCCCUGGGCGGGGCGGGCGGCGGGGCUGGUGCGGGCGCGGGGGCGGGCGGGGCCGGACAUCAGUCUCUCGGCACCGUGUGUCGCAUGACGCGCACCGUGCUUUUCCCCCCGCAGUUCAAAACGCUUCACGAGUGGUUCAACUACGCGUUUGCAGACAGCGAGAUAGACGCCAUAGACCAGUUCCCGUCCCUGGAGCGCGAGGUGUCCGCGCCGGCUCCCAGCGGCAAGGCGGCCGCGUCACACGUGAGGGAGGUGAUCUUCGCACUGCCCGCGCUGCAAAUGCAUUUGAGGACAAAACACGUGCAGGGACACCGCCCGCCCACCGAGAACGACGAGAAGCCGGUGGUGGAGUGCAGCUUCAUCACGGAGUUCGAGGACCACAUCUUCGUGUCGGUGGACGCGGAGGCCUUCCUGUUCCUGCACGACCUCAUCUCCUCCUACCUCAAGGAGAAGGAUCGAUUCAUGCCGGGUCGGCCGAGCUCGUCGGGCGUGUCGUCGAGCAUGGCGGGCUCUGCCCCCGGGGAGGGCGCGGAGGAGGUGGGCGCGACCCAGGACUUCCGCUCGUACCGCUGCCACACCUGGCACCUGGAGCCCACGGUCCGGCUGCUGUCGUGGGCGGGCAAGUCCAUCGAGCCGUACGGGGUGGACUACAUCCUGCAAAAGCUCGGUUUCCGCCACGCACGCACCACCAUCCCCAAGUGGGUGCAGCGCGGCGCCCUGGACCCGGCCGACGCGCUGCUGGCCGCCGCCCUGCUGCACCUCAUGCGCCUGGUGCCCUAA